Messenger RNA from Macrosteles quadrilineatus (aster leafhopper), 1104 nucleotides. Its product is annotated as derlin-2-like. Gene Ontology annotation, cellular component: Hrd1p ubiquitin ligase ERAD-L complex; endoplasmic reticulum membrane. Gene Ontology annotation, biological process: endoplasmic reticulum unfolded protein response. The transcript has 6 exons. Bases 268 to 1005 code for a protein of 245 amino acids. Gene Ontology annotation, molecular function: ubiquitin-specific protease binding; misfolded protein binding. NCBI's taxonomy places the organism in Eukaryota, Metazoa, Arthropoda, Insecta, Hemiptera, Cicadellidae. The record is from RefSeq and is a predicted model, not a curated record.
CAACAAAACUGCUGUGCUGUGUAUGUGUGAUUCAUAAUUGUUUAUGGACGUGUUAUGUACAAAUUAAUUAAUUAGUGCCCAUUCCAAAAGAAGUGAUACUUAUUCUAGUUUCUUACCCGAAAUAUUUUUACCUUAUGAUUUUUUUUAUAUGGUUUGUGAUGUAGUGAAAAUUCUCUGACACAUUUAACGAAUGUUAACCUCUAAAAGUAUUAGAAAUUUUCCUUCAUCAGCAUAAUUAUUGUGAUAUGUUAAUUUAUUCGUUUGAUAAUGGAAUACCAUACCUUUUUACGUCAAGAGUACCAACAAAUACCAGUUGUCACUAGAGCAUAUACAACGGCAUGCGUAAUCACAACCUUAGCAGUCCAAUUGGACCUGGUGUCUCCUUUUCAGCUAUACUUCAACCCGAUUCUAAUAUUAAAACAAUGGCAGGUUUGGAGGCUUGUAACGACAUUUUUGUUCUUCGGGACCAUCGGGUUCAAUUUCAUCUUCAACAUGAUCUUCACGUACCGCUACUGCAGAAUGUUGGAGGAAGGAUCUUUCAGAGGAAAGACAGCUGAUUUCGUUCUCAUGUUUUUAUUUGGAGGUGUAUGCAUGAUUAUUUUUGCAUUUUUCAUCAACUUGUUGUUUCUCGGCCAAGCAUUUACGAUAAUGCUUGUCUACAUUUGGUCAAGAAGGAAUCCAUUCACAAGAAUGAGCUUCUUCGGGAUCCUUAAUUUCAAUGCUCCGUACCUACCCUGGGUGCUGCUGGGAUUCUCAGUUCUGCUGGGCAACCCUAUCUGGGUGGACCUUAUGGGGAUGAUUGUCGGACAUUGCUACUACUUCUUAGAGGAUGUCUUUCCACACCAAAACGGAGGAUUUAGAAUUCUCAAGACUCCUCAGAUCUUAAAGACACUGUUUGAUGCGCCAGCGGAUGACUCUGACUAUGUGCCCAUGCCAGAAGACAGACCCGGCGGCUUUGCCUGGGGCGCUGCUGAUGCUCCCCCUCCACCCCCACCUCCCCAGUGAUUGUGAUACCAAAGUUUCUUGUUUUUUUCUAUUGAGCACAACAUGUAUGUACCCACCCUAAGAUUUAAUAUUGUAAAAUAAAACAAAAGUUUAAAAACA